Molecule: messenger RNA, 559 nt
Organism: Solanum verrucosum
Lineage: Eukaryota; Viridiplantae; Streptophyta; Magnoliopsida; Solanales; Solanaceae
Exons: 5
Coding region: 5-559 (184 amino acids)
Source: RefSeq, a predicted model, not a curated record
AUGCAUGAAAAAACCAACAAAACUGACACUUUGGGAGGAUUUUAUUGAUCAUGAGGGAGUUAAACUUUUCAACCAACUUCAUGAUUACCCGAUCAUUCUUGCUAGGAAAAUUGGGAAAUCAUCCUCAGGAACGUCGAAUAGAUUCGUUGGUUUGACAAGCAAAUUCAAUACAACAAUUGAAAUCAAUCCUCCAUAUCCACAGGCUGCUGAGUUAAGGACGUGGAUCAAAACAAUUGAAACGAAGCUUGUUUCUUAUAAGAUGAAAAGUACAACUCCAAUAGGCUCUAUUAUGUUGAUUCCAUUUGAGGAUGAAGUUAUAUCUGUGGCUAACAUCCAGUUGGAACACUUUUGUUGUGAUUCUCGAAACAGUCAUUUUUUGCACUCUUUUGAUGUUGCCACUGUAUGCCGUGUUUUGCAAGCUUUUGAUGUUGCUAUGUGGAUGCCUUAUGUUCCUGUUCGUUUGCGGAAAUUGAAAAUAUUUUCUCCUAGAAUAGCAGGUGAUUUGAUCAAAGAUGAUCUAGAAAAUCCAAGCAUGAAAGAUGCAUCUGUUUUUGUCUAA